Molecule: messenger RNA, 1003 nt
Organism: Ilex paraguariensis (yerba mate)
Lineage: Eukaryota; Viridiplantae; Streptophyta; Magnoliopsida; Aquifoliales; Aquifoliaceae
Source: the annotation of a GenBank genome assembly
AUGGCCACCCUUAUUGCUCCUGAGCAUGCUUCUCCUGUUGAAGAUGCUGAAGCUUUGAGAAAGGCUUUUCAAGGAUGGGGAACUGAUGAGAAAGCUGUGAUCUCAAUACUUGGUCAUAGAACUGCAACUCAGAGGCAGCUGAUCAGGCAUGCUUAUGAGGAGAUUUAUAAAGAAGAUCUUAUCAAGCGACUCGAGUCCGAGCUCUCUGGAGACUUUGAGAAAGCAGUGUACAGAUGGAUUCUGGACCCAACAGACCGAGAUGCUGUCUUGUUGAACGUCGCAAUUAAGCACUCACCAAUCCCUGACUAUCGUGUGAUAGUCGAAAUCUCAUGCAUCCGAUCACCUGAAGAGUUCUUGGCCGUGAAACGCGCCUACCAGAUUCGUUACAAACGCUCCAUUGAAGAAGAUCUGGCCUCCCAUACCAAAGGCGAUAUCCGAAAGCUUUUGUUUGCCUUGGUGAGCACAUUCAGGUAUGAUGGUAAUGAGAUUAAUGCGAGAUUGGCGAAUUCCGAGGCUGAUGUUCUUCGUAAUGCGAUCAAAGAGAGAGAAUUUAAUCAUGAAGAAAUCAUCCGAAUCGUGAGUACAAGGAGCAAGUUACAGCUUUUGGCAACUUUAAACCACUACAAAGAUGAUUAUGAGACUUCAAUCACCAAGCAUUUGGUGGAUGGGCCAGCGAACGAUUACUUAGUAGCAUUGCGUACAGCCAUUCGAUGCUUCAAUGAUCCACAGAAGUACUAUGAAAAGGUGAUUCGCAAUGCCCUUAACAAGCCAGGGACCGAUGAAGAUGCACUUACUCGGGUAAUCGUUACGACAGCUGAAAAAGACUUGGAGGUGAUUAAGGAGCUGUACUACAAGAGAAACACUGUGUCCCUUCAUAAAGCAGUUGGCAAGCACACUUCUGGGGAUUACAAGGCUUUUCUCCGGGCUUUGCUCGGGAAGGAGGAUUAGAUAGGCUUUUGCCUACCUGUUGAGUACUCUGGUUUUCGAAGAUUUGAGGGUGAUU